UCUGCUCCACAGCAGCUGCUCGACAUUUUUUUCUCAAAUCGAUCUCAGAUCUGAACAAACCACUUUCUGCUUUGGAGAGCUGAGCCACUUUGGGCUUGUAGUCUCGCGCAUCCGGUGCGUCUGGGAUUUUACCCUCAAACCAGAAAUAAGAACCAGAACCUCUGCAGAUCUGAAAAAGUACCGAGUGCUGUGGAGGAACUGCGGGGCUGCAGGCGAAGGUCUGGAGAGCUCUGAGGUCGCGCUGCUGGCACCGAGGCGCACAGAUGGUGUUUCUGUGGGAUGCAAAAUACGAUCCAGCCCCUGGCAGGCGAUACACUCCCCCCUCCACCUCUCUUGCCUCGGGGGGGAAAAUGGCCGAGGCUUUGCCUCUAGGAGCCCAGGAGGCUGGUGGAGGGGCCGCCGUGAUGGGCAAGUUCCGCAUAGCGGACCACGGCAUGGCUGAAGUGAUUUCUGAUCAUCCAGGAGAGCUGGUAAAAACUGACAGCCCAAAUUUCCUCUGCUCUGUCCUGCCCACUCACUGGAGGUGUAACAAGACUCUUCCCAUUGCUUUUAAGUUAGUGACCCUGGGCGAUAUUCCUGAUGGCACUUUGGUAACUGUGAUGGCUGGAAACGAUGAGAACUAUUCAGCAGAGCUUCGCAAUGCCACCGCGGUCAUCAAGAAUCAAGUGGCUCGAUUCAAUGACCUGCGAUUUGUCGGCCGCAGUGGGAGAGGAAAAAGCUUCACUUUGACGAUCACGGUGUUCACCAACCCUCCCCAAGUGGCUACAUAUCAAAGAGCUAUCAAAAUCACAGUGGAUGGUCCCAGAGAGCCACGACGUCAUCGUCAGAAGCUGGACGAGGUCAAACCUGGCUCACUGGCUUUCUCUGAGAGGCUUACAGAGCUGGAACAGCUGAGAAGGAGCUCUAUCAGAGUAACGCCUCCUCAUAAUCAUCAUCAUCAUCAGCAAUCUGCAAACAGCCACCAAUCUGCAGUCCUCACUUCGGCAACAUUUUCCAGCCCUCCACACUCUGGACUAACAGCUGAGUCCAGACAGAUACAAUCUUCUCCAUCCUGGUCCUAUGAUCAGUCUUAUCCCUACCUCGGCCAGAUAACUACUCCCACUGUUCACACAACUGCUCCACUUUCACCUGGUCGCUCUUCUCUUGGUGACCUGUCCUCAAGACUCACAGGUCCUGACCUUACAGCCUUUGGUGACCCCAGGAUGGCUUUGGAGCGUCCUUUUAGCUCCCUUCCCUCCCUGCCCGACUCUCGUUUCUCUAACCCUCGGGUGCACUAUCCUCCUACAGGAGCUGCAUUCACAUACACCCCAACCCAUAAUCCAGUCUCUAAUGGUGCCAUCAGCAUCACUAUGGCAACAGCCAUGGCAACCACCCAAACAGGACGGUACCAUACAUAUUUGCCUCCACCGUAUCCUGCAAACACCCCUCACCAAGCUCAGAAUGGGCCGUUCCAGUCUACUUCAUCUCCAUACCACCUCUACUACUCAGCCACCACCGGCUCAUACCAGUUCUCUAUGAUGGCUGGGGGAGCAGGCGGCAGUGACUCACAUUCUCCACCUCGUAUCCUCCCGCCUUGUACCACUGCAUCCACAGGUUCUUCUCUUCUACACCCUUCUUUGCCCAAUCAGAAUGAGGGAGUGGGUGUGGAGGUGGAAUCCAGCCACAGUAGCUCACCAACAAACAUGGUUGCUGCUGAAGCUGUUUGGAGACCAUAUUGAGUCACCUGAGACAGUGAUGACAGAUGUUCUACUCUUAUCAUGGCAAUGCUGCAAAGAGUAGACUCACCUGAAAUAAGUAUAUUUUAUAUAAUGACAACUCAAGGACUAUGUGAGUCUUAUCUUUACAUCAUUUAAGUUGUUUGACUGUGGCGGUUCUAGACUAGGUUUACCGGCAGGGGGUGGAGCAGUUCUUUUUCAUUGAGGCACAGUACAAAUAAAUAAAUAACAGGACAAUAUGUCAUAAGUUAAGUAAGCCACAGAACCAUUUGGUUCUCCAGAGUUGCAGAUUGCAGACCCCUGAAAAUACAGAUGAAAACUGUCAUUCUAUCUCAAUGCGGCUGAAGCCAGAAGAGCAACACUUUAAAGGUGCAGCAUGAAACUUUUAUAAAUACUUUUUUUUUUUUUACAUAUUUGUUGAAGCUGUCACCAUGUCAUGGUUUGAG
Poecilia reticulata (guppy) is the source of this 2161-nucleotide messenger RNA. RefSeq names its product RUNX family transcription factor 1 (gene runx1). The record is from RefSeq and is a predicted model, not a curated record. NCBI's taxonomy places the organism in Eukaryota, Metazoa, Chordata, Actinopteri, Cyprinodontiformes, Poeciliidae. Gene Ontology annotation, cellular component: nucleus. Gene Ontology annotation, biological process: chondrocyte differentiation; ossification; hemopoiesis. Gene Ontology annotation, molecular function: RNA polymerase II cis-regulatory region sequence-specific DNA binding; ATP binding; DNA-binding transcription factor activity, RNA polymerase II-specific.